GAGAAAUCGUCCAUUGCUGAUCACAGAAUAUUUAAUCUAUCAUCAUCCAUCUUGAUUAUUUAAAUCUCGAGCUCUACCAUGACAAGCAAAUAAAUUCAAGAUGGCCGAACUUCUGUCUGUGCAUAUACAGAUUCCUCAGCACAUACAUACGUUCCUGCGACAUCCGGAGACCUGUACCUACCAGCACCAUGACACUGUUUCCGAGUCGUCGCGGGAGACAAAAGUCAGCUUAUCGUCGGGUCUCCGCAGGAGACGUGCCGUCGAUAUUGAGUUUAAGAACCUGACGUACACAGUGAAAACAGGAUCGAGGAAUAAACAAUUGAAAACCAUUUUAAAAUGUAUCUCUGGCAAGUUUCGUUCUGGAGAACUGACGGCCAUCAUGGGACCGUCUGGUGCAGGCAAAUCCUCACUCAUGAACAUACUCACUGGCUACAGAACAAAGAAUGUGACAGGUGAUAUCCUGGUCCGAGGUCGGGACCGAGAUUUGCGGUCGUUCCGGAAGAUGUCGUGCUACAUCAUGCAGGACGAUCAUCUGCUGCCCCACCUGACGGUCUUAGAGUCGAUGAUGUGUUCCGCAAACCUCAAACUGGACGAGAAAUUGAAACAGUCACAGAAAGAAGACAUGGUGGAUGAGAUCUUGGAGACGCUGGGUCUGAUGGAGACGAAGAAGACUUGGACGAGCAAUCUGUCUGGUGGUCAGCGCAAGCGUCUUUCUAUCGCACUCGAGCUCGUCAACAACCCCCCGCUCAUGUUCUUCGACGAACCCACCAGUGGUUUGGAUAGUGCCUCUUGCUUCCAGUGUGUGUCCCUUCUCAAGUCGCUAGCGGCAGGUGGGCGCACGAUCAUCUGUACAAUUCAUCAGCCGAGUGCUAAACUCUUCGAGAUGUUUGAUCACUUGUACAUGCUGGCUGAUGGGCAGUGCAUCUAUCGUGGCAGUAUUCCCGCUCUUCUCCCGUACCUAGAGUCGCAGGGACUGACGUGUCCAAACUACCACAACCCGGCAGAUUAUGCAAUGGAGGUGUCUGUGGGAGAGUAUGGGGAGGACAAAGUAGAACUGCUCACAUGGUCACUGCAGGAAGGAAAGUGUGAGCCAUUUCAGGUCGAAUUUGAACGCAAACGUUCAGCUAGUCAAACCCCGACACCCAGUCCAACUCCGACAAACGUGUCGCCCCGAACCAGCCGUUACCAUGAUGGCGGAGUACACGAAUGCAAGCGUCUGAUGGCUGAAGGGCACACUCUCUGCAAUGGAACCCUAAAUGGGGAUGUCGUCGUCAACGGUUACCUUGACGAUGGGGUCUGCGUGUCGUGUAUGUCAAGAGGAGAGCAGUCUGAUUCGUCGGAGGACAUGUCUCUGGAACAGGACUGUAACACGUUCAACACGAGCUGCUUCACCCAGUUCAAAAUCCUCUUCAUCCGCACGUUCAUGUCCAUCAUGAGAGACACGACCCUGACUCGCCUGCGGCUGAUCUCGCACCUGACGGUCGGUGUUUUGAUUGGCCUCUUGUACCUGGGAAUCGGCAACGAGGCCAGCAAGGUCUUCAACAAUGCCGGCUGUCUCUUCUUCUGUAUGCUCUUCCUCAUGUUCACUGCACUCAUGCCGACAGUUCUCACGUUUCCCAUGGAGAUGGCGGUGUUUGUGCGUGAACAUCUCAACUACUGGUACAGUCUGAAGGCGUACUAUCUCGCCAAAACCAUGGCAGACAUGCCUUUCCAGAUAAUUUUCCCGCUGGUGUACGGCAGCAUCGUGUACUGGAUGACGUCACAGCCGAACGACUUCGUGCGCUUCGUCAUGUUCCUCACGCUUUCCACGCAGACAUCCCUCGUCGCACAGUCACUCGGACUUCUCAUCGGGGCAGCAACAUCUCUGCAGGUGGCCGUUUUUCUGGGUCCAGUCACUGCAAUACCAAUUUUGCUCUUCAGUGGAUUUUUUGUCAACUUUGACACAAUCCCCACAUAUCUGCAAUGGCUGUCAUAUGCCUCCUAUAUUAGAUAUUCUUUCGAGGGUGUCCUUCAGGCUAUUUAUGGCUUCGACCGUGGUGACCUUGGCUGUGAUAAGCACGUCUGCAUUUUCCAGAAGGCCUCGGACGUCCUGAAGCAGAUGGACGUAGAAAAUGCAGAGUUCUACAUUGACUUCAUUAUCCUGUGUGUAUUUUUCAUCAUUCUACGAAUCGGAAUUUAUUUCGUUCUGCGUUGGCGGGUAAAGUCUCAACGGUAACACCGUGAUGUGGCAGCUAGGAGGGAUGUGAAGCAAUGAUCUGAAUAAAGAAGCUUGACCAAUCAUCUCUUUUUUCACAUCAUUCACCAGCCAAUCAGCUGUUGGUUAAUAAAAAUGUGGGCCAAUCAGUAGUUGGAUAACAAAACUGUUUGAGCCAAUUGACAGUUGGCUAAUAACAUCAGCUGAGCCAGUCACCAAUUGGCUAAUAAACUGUAAGAUGGCCCAUUCAGCAUUGAGCUAAAAAAAAGAAAGAAAAGGAAAAAGCGCCUUUGAUUAGGAUAAUGAAUUGAUGGCUAAAAUAACUUUGGUCCAAUCCGCAUUUUGCUAAAAAAUAAAAGCUGCUCAGAUCAGCAUUUAGUUAAUGAAAACUUCAGUUUGGUCAAUCUGUAUUUAGCUAAAAACUUUGGGCCAAUCACCAUUUGGCUAAUGAAAACUUUGAGCCAAUCAGCAGUUUGCUUAUAAAACUGUAUGACUGGUUAAUAAAACUGAUUGAAUUACUAAGAAAAGCAGCUUUGCGACAAUUAGAUUUAAAUCCUUUUGCUGCUUCUAGUAGUUUUCAGCAAUGAGAUUUGUUUCGUUUGUCGUUUCGUUAAUGUGCGUUGUUUUGUAAUAAUCGAAAUGAACAAAUGUCUUGAUUCACAUGUUUUGUGAUAAUGUUCACGUUUAAUGGAGAUUAUUUAAUUAUUAAUGAACUUUGAACUUGUUGGUUUAUUACACAAUAUAUUUUUGUUAAUAAUAAUGUUUUGUUUAUUACAGAAAAUACCACAGUAGCAUUAUCAAAGUUAAAUAUGUAAAUUUUUAACAUUUAAUAUUAUUAUUAGUUGUUCGUAGAGAAUGUAUUUUCAGCAAAACGACACUAGAUUAAAUCUGAUUUAUGGGAGGUUAGUUGUCUUGGAGAGCAUAAUGGCCGUGACUGUUUUAUCAAAGGACCUCAGGUUAUCCUGUCAAUUUUGUUCCAUAAUAUGACAGCAUUUAAAAAAAAAAUGUAUGUUAUUAUAGUAAGUGAUUUAAAUGUUGAAAAAUAUACAAAUGUCAACUUUUAUAAUGCUACUUGAGUCAACAUUGUGUACAUAAUUUUAACAUACUACCCAAGCAGCAGGGAUUUACUACAGAAUAUGAGUUAUUAACUUGGAUAUUACUCAGUAUAAUUGCUAUACUCGGUUAAUGUAUAAAAACUCAGUAUGAUGAAGCUUUUGUAUGUCUUUGACGAGUCCAGGCCAACACAAAUAUUUAAAUUUCCGAUAAACUCUAUUGUACCAGUUUAGAUUUGUCAAAGUAGUCUGAGUGGCAGUCCUCUUUCAAGUGACAUAAGUCCUUAAAAAAAAAGUGCAUUAAAAUAAAUAAACAAAUAAAUAAAUACAAAAUAAUAAAAUAAUCAACUACUGUCACUUUGUCAAUAAAUAAAACUUCUGAUUGUUAGUCUUCGAUAUAUUAACUGUUAACUUGGUCGUGAUUGUGACUUGUUAAUGAUUUAUAUUUUACAAAUGUUGUGUGAGACCAUUGCGGCUGUCAAGUGUUCAUUGGUAGUGUUAACUUGAUUUAUCAGUUGUUAUGACAAAUGCACAAUGUUACCAAAUAGAUUGUUCUUAAAAAGUAACAUGUUUUAUGCAUGAAUGAACUCGUUCUCAGGAAAAAAUGUGUAUUAGUGCUUUACAGUUGUGCAUUACAAACUGGUAUUUAAACAAAAUAUGUAAAAAUAAUUACAAGAUUAUUUCUUACAUUGGUCUUAUUUUAAAUCGAACUGUUUCCUCGUUAUGUAAAUAACAUUUUCUUUUUGUCGAUUUUUUAAAGCUUUUUUUUUUUUUUUUUUGAUGGGUGUGUAUUUAAACCAAUAAAAUUUUAAAUAAGGACAUUUUCUAUUUGCAGGAAAAUGAACACUGAUAUUUAAAAUAUGGUUUCUCUAAACUAGUAACAUUUUAAACAUUACCAGACACUUUCUAAUUCUUGGAAAGCUGAAAUGUUUAAAAUGUACACAAAUGUACUGUCUUUAAACAUAAAGCAUUUUAAAUAUUAAAAUCAAUGUGCUCUAGUGGCGUCAUUAAAUAAAACAAACUUUACUUUCAAAUAUUAAGAAACAUUUUCAACUUGCAUAAAAUUGACAGGUAUGAAAUAUAUAGCUAUUGAUGUAGUGAGUUAUUUUAACAUUAAUUAGUUAAUUAAUCAACACUUGUGUGGAAACAUUUUUUAAAAGUUGAAAAAUUUGAAAUUCCGGUGUUCUCUUUUAAACUACAGGUUUGAAAUAUCCGUGAUAAAACCUAAAUAACAAACAACAUUGUGAUCAGAUAUUUAACAGAGCUGCUCACAGCUGUUGCAGUGGAAUAUAAUUGUCAUGGCUGGUCCCAAUUAAGAGUUUGUGAGUAAUCAAGCUAGCCUAUCGAAACAAGCAAUAGUUCACUGAAUUUGUUUUACUGUACAUUUUGUUAUUUAUUUGCUGCAAGGCAGCUUCGGAAGAUUCGCUGAACCAUUUUGAAACAAAUGUGUUUUAAAAGCUUUCUUGUCUCUAAGUCCUGUUUUUGAAUUGCACUUUGAAAGAGAAGGAAAAUGUUUUAGUAGAUUGCCACUCUCGCACCCCUGUAUCAAAAUGCACCGAUCACACCAGUUAUAUGCAGAUUUGUUUAAAGUGGAUGUAACAUGUUGACAUCCAUAUUAUGUUUUGUUAAAGGUCCAUUACCCAACCAUACAUUGUUAGAAAGCAUUGGUAUAUGCAGCAGUUGGUUAAUACAUCAGUUGUAUAUAGGUUCAUUUUAUUAUUAGAAAUUAUUGUGUUAUCUUUAAUGUUUGUUAAUACAACCGUACUGACAGAUUGGAAAUCAAUUUAUAAAUCAUAACUGGUAGCUUUGGAGGCUCAUUUUCAAUUCAUUUAUUUGCAAAAGCAAUUGCCUGUAUUUGAAUGUCAAAAGAAGAAAUGGGGGGUAAAUGUUUCUGGUUUUUGUUAGUUGAAACUUGUUUGUAACAUUGAAAAUACAAAUAGUUAGAAAAGAUUAGUAGUCUUACAAGUAAACUACUUACUUGUAUUCCAAACUGUACAAGUUUUGUAGUACAUGUAACACUUGAGUCUUUUCCUUAGUGCAGUAUAUUUGUAUGACUUCAAACACGGGAUAUUUGAAUAAAUGUCCCAUAACACAUACAAGUUCAAAAUCUCCAACUCUAAUAUUACAGUUAUUGCUAAUUUCAUCAGACAAUUUUGCUUUAAUAUUAUUGAUUGCAAAAUUACAUCCAAGAUGUGUGCCGUAUGGACCAAAACCAAGCUACAACACCUGACACACUGGUCAACAUAGAUGAAUAUGAAUUGCAUGUUACAGUGUAUGGUCAAGGGAUGGUGCUUCUGUAGAACACUGCUUUUGCGUUAUUUUCGUCUUUGGUUUUCUUUGUAUUAGCACAUGUGUUGUAUACACAUUUUAAAAUGCUUUGUCACCACCUUGGGUAUAUGUGCACCAUCCGUAUUGUUUGUUUAAAAUUCUCAUGUUAAUUUGGUUCAUUAAGUUGGUUUUAUUAAGCAUUUGAAAAGGGUGUACAAGACAUUAAUUUGGUUUAUUAUACUAGUUUUGAUAAGCAGUUGAAAAUGGUUUACUAGACACUAAUUUAUUUUAUUAUACUGGUUUUAUUAAGCAUUUCAAAACUGUACCAGAUAUUAGUUAAUUUGGGUAAUUAGACUGGUUUUAAUGAGUUGUUAAAAACGGUGUACCAGACAUUAGUUAAUUUGGGUAAUUAGACUGGUUUUAACGAGUUGUUAAAAACGGUGUAUCAGACAUUAGGUAAUUUGGGUAAUUAGACUGGUUUUAACAAGUUGUUAAAAACGGUGUAUCAGACAUUAGGUAAUUUGGUUCUUUAGACUGGUUUUAGCUGAGAAGUUUAAAACAGUGUACCAGACAUUAAGAAGAUGUAUGUAAAUGUGCAACCAAAUUAUUGUUCUGUUGCAAAUGCUGUUACAUAUGUGUUGCAUACGGGUGAGGUUGAGUUUAUAUUGAGUUGGGUAGGUAAAACAGUUUGCACACUGUUGAUUUUCAAACAUUGCUAAAAAGUUGCGUAGAAUGUGCAAAUAAAAAGGAGUUGUUUUCAUUUCUGUAAAAAAAAAAUACUUUGUGAUGAUAUUUUUGUGAACAACAAAGUUUGUGUUGAUGUUUUUGUGAACAACAAAGAUUGUGAUGAUGUUUUUGUGAAUGACAAUCUGUGGUUUAUGGUUCCAAAUAAUGUUAUUCAUAAAAGCCACAAUAAAUUAUCGAGUUAGUUUAUUUUCAGUUCAUUGUAGAGUAGAGGGACGAAGGUACCUAAUGGUUUUAUUGGUAGAAUUUUGAAAUGAUUUGAAAGAAAUUGUACCUUUUAUUAAAAGAUUAAAAGCUUCACAUAUUUUUGCGUUUCUUUGAAACAAUAUGUAAUUCAUAAAAGAUUAACCAACAAAUUUUUUUAAAUCUUCAUAUAUAAAUACAAAAGCACCUGAAACAUACACACACACUCUUUCUCUCUCUCUCUCUCUCUCUCUCUCUCUCUCUCUCUCUCACUCUCACUCUCACUCUCACUCUCACUCUCACUCUCACUCAUACACACACACAUGCAUCAUGCAUACACAUAAACAAUGUCAUUUAUAUUCAUGAUUUACUAUAAUGAAAUUAUUUUAAUAAACGUAAAGACAAAAUACCUGUGGUCAAACAAAAGCUGCAUUUUUUUAAUAAACGUACCUACCUUAAUCACUAGUCAAAAUUCAUUUGUAAUAAAACGCUAUAUGCUGAAGUUGUUAAUCAGUUGAUUAUGGCACAGCAUAUAAAUGAAUGUGUGAAGAAAGAACGUUUGCUGUGUAGAGAGUUGAUGUAGGCAUUUGUGUGAAUAUACCUGUAGUAGAUAAAGCAAAUAACAAUGCAAAUUGUAAUUUAUGUUUAUUGCACACGUUGGAUUCAUUAUGUGGAAUUGUUGUUGUAUUGUGGUCGUGUAGGCCCAUGUUUGUAAAAUCUAACAUACGCAGUUGGGUGAUUACAAAUAAUUGUAAAUAGUUUUGAAUGAUCAAACAACUAUUAUUUUUAUUCAUAGAAAUAUGCAGAAUUUUUUCACUAAUCCACCGGACAAGUACAUCUACAAAUCUGCUUGUCAGCCAAUAUUUUCACUUGUCCAAAUACAACAGGGUAAAUUGUUAGUUUUAUUCAAGAGCAAAGACAAUGUUUUUGAUUGCUCAAAAUAAAACAGCAUUAUAUAUUUUUACUUGUCCAUUGGACUACUAACAACUAACCAUUACCACUCUUAUGGACAAUCCAAACAGCUGAGGUGAUUACCCAAGACAGGCAUACUUGAACCUUAAUUGGACAUAAGCAUGAGAAUCAAGUUAAAAUAAAGAAAUUAAUUUUUAAUUUGUUUUAAUGCUAUGGUGGUCUGGAUGAAAUCAGAGUUGAGACCAAUACGGUGUUUACUUAGUGCCACAGGGAAUAUUGACUGUUGCCGACUUCAUGUUUGAUCAUAUCAAGACUUAUUACAGUUAUUGUCAUCGCCGUGUAAAUAGAAUUGUAUGUUCACAUUGUGUAUUUAGCCGGCAUAGUUUAGCCAUAAAGAAAAUGAUGUAGCAUACAUACUCCGAAAAACAAAAUAAAAAAUUAAGCAAUUUAUGAUUGACAAUAUAUAUGUGUAAUUGCGGUUUCAAUGAGAUAGAUGUUUGUUUUUCUUCAGUUUGUUGUACAGACAUUUUGGACUGUUUUUGGUAUAGGUAUGUGUGUAUAAUAUGGUAUUGAUGUUAAUGGGGAAUGGCAGGUGUGUGGCACAGAUAGCCACAAGAGACAUUCAGCUGUUGUGGUUGGAGAGACAAGGACUGGGAGGUGUAGGUGGACAGCGAAAGAUGUUAAAAUAAGUUGAUAUACAGUUGGAAAGAAGAGUUAUUAAAAAAAAAACCCUAAGUUGCUUAAUUUUUUGUGGGGAAUAUAUAUUGAAUAUAAAGGAUUUAGAAUAUUUGUGUACCAAUAUUAGCAGUUGGUUUUGUUUUGUGUUUAUCAGAUAUCAUUUAGCAGGAAAGAAAUUAGAUUUCAAUAAACCAUUUCAUUUCCAAAACUAAAA
Molecule: messenger RNA, 8245 nt
Organism: Gigantopelta aegis
Lineage: Eukaryota; Metazoa; Mollusca; Gastropoda; Neomphalida; Peltospiridae
Product: ATP-binding cassette sub-family G member 4-like
Exons: 16
Coding region: 101-2215 (704 amino acids)
Cellular component (GO): plasma membrane
Molecular function (GO): ATP binding; ATP hydrolysis activity; ABC-type transporter activity
Source: RefSeq, a predicted model, not a curated record